AUGUUUUCUCGUAAACGACAGUUAGCACAAGUCAGUGAACAAUACGGCCAAGUUAAAAGACAUGGACCAAAAUAUCCGCAUACUCUCAACUUUUACACUUAUCCACCCCUUGAGAGUAUCACAAUUGAUGAAUUUGAAACCUUUGCUUUAGAUAGAUUGCAGGUACUAAAAGCUAUUGAAGGCGCAAUACUUCGUGAGAAAGCAGAAGACCAAGUCGCCAAGCACGUAGAUGCAACAAUCGAUAAAUAUAUUCCCCUACAUUCAAAUGAAGCGGUACUGGGCUAUGAUCUACCAGCGGAAAGAAGAAAAGAUCAUAUUUCUCAUUUUAUUUUGAGAUUAGCUUAUUGUCGAAGUGAAGAAUUAAGGAAUUGGUUUUUAAAAUAUGAAUGCAUACUAUUCAGAAUGCGAUUUCUAAAAGAAAAAAGCGAUAUACAGCAAGCGUUUUUAGCUGACGAGAAUCUUAAUUGGCCCCUUUUAGCGAAAGCCGAGAAAGAUUCCAUGAAGAAUGAAUUAGGACCAUUUUCAAAAACAAACUUUGAUGAUGAAACUUUUUUUGAGGUAGAUUUUGAAAAAGUAUUAGACCUAGUCUCACGACGUGCAGUAUACUUAAAGAGAGGUAAGGCUUAUGUUCCGUCAUCCGAACAAGUCACGCUCGUCUUAGGCGAAUUUCGUAAGAAACUUGAAGCUUCACUCUUAUUGGCUAGCAAAGCGUUUCCAAACUUAGAUGAUGAGCGUAUCAUGCCACUCUUAAAUAAUAUAAACAAGCAGUACUUCGGCAAGACCUUUACUGGCAAUAGUACUGUUGCUGGAAAAGUGACAGCUGAAGAUUUGGUUGAACACUUUCCACUGUGCAUGCAAAAUUUGCACAAAAAUCUUCGUGCCAACAAGCAUUUGAGACAUUACAGUAGAAGACAGUAUAACCUAUUCCUUAAGGGAAUCGGUCUUACGCUUGAAGAGGCACUUGUUUUCUGGAGGAAAUCUUUCACUAAAAUUGAUGAUGCUAAGUUUCAGAAGGAAUAUGCAUAUAAUAUUAGGCAUAAUUAUGGAAUGGAAGGAAAGCGUCAUGACUACGCACCAUUGAGCUGUGUGAGCAUAAUAAUGAACAAUCAUCCAGGCCCGGGCGAUAAUCACGGUUGUCCAUUUAGACAUUUCUCAGAGGACAAUUUAAGAGCUAGUUUGAUUGAUAAUGGCAUAAGAAGCGCCGACCAGAUUAAUGACAUCAUUAAUUUGGUAAGAGAUAAGCAUUAUCAGGUGGCUUGCACUAAAUAUUAUGAAAUUGCUAGGAGUAUAGAGAAAAAUAGUGAUGAUAAAAAACCUAUGGAAACUAUUUCACAUCCAAAUCAAUAUUUUGAGGCUAGUGUUAAACUCGCUAAAG
This is a messenger RNA of Acaulospora morrowiae, 1375 nucleotides long. The record is from the annotation of a GenBank genome assembly. NCBI's taxonomy places the organism in Eukaryota, Fungi, Glomeromycota, Glomeromycetes, Diversisporales, Acaulosporaceae.